GUGGAGGCUGUUUAAGUGGAAGGAAAGCGUUUAGAAGGAUAUGAUAUGAUGCAUUUAUCUUGUUAUCUUGGGAUUUUUUUCUGUUCUUUGCAAACACAUGUAUGGAGUUUUUAUUUUUCUUCUCUCUCUCUUUUUUUUUUUUUUGGUGGAGUUAUAAAACGUCUUCAUCUUUGGGAAUCUUGUACAAUUUGCAGAGAAAAGAGAGGCAACAGAACAGAAGCAGAAGCAGAACAAUUGUCUGUUUGAAAAAAAAAAGGAGAAGAAUUAUCAUUUUGUCGCUUGACUAUUCCAAUUGGAAGCAUUCUCAUCCAUCAACAAAGAAGAGAAUCUCCUAGUGAAGAAUCUUGGGUAUAUUAUCAAAACUUUGGAUUGUCGUAUGUAUCUAGUAGCAUAAAUCUCCUAAAAGCCUUCAUUUAUCCACCUCUCAUCAUUCAUCAA
Trichoderma asperellum CBS 433.97 is the source of this 438-nucleotide messenger RNA. The record is from RefSeq and is a predicted model, not a curated record. NCBI's taxonomy places the organism in Eukaryota, Fungi, Ascomycota, Sordariomycetes, Hypocreales, Hypocreaceae.